Messenger RNA from Panicum hallii, 1654 nucleotides. Its product is annotated as polyadenylate-binding protein RBP47-like. Lineage: Eukaryota; Viridiplantae; Streptophyta; Magnoliopsida; Poales; Poaceae. Bases 100 to 1389 code for a protein of 429 amino acids. Gene Ontology annotation, cellular component: cytosol. The transcript is spliced from 6 exons. The record is from RefSeq and is a predicted model, not a curated record. Gene Ontology annotation, molecular function: mRNA binding.
CACCCACGAGCUCCCUCCUCUCUUUCCGCCUCCACCCCUUGCGAGCUUGGCACACGCGGCGGCUUCCCUCCUUCCUCCUCACACCCGGCGGCGACGGCGAUGCAGAUGGCAGCGGCAGCGGCCCCCACCGACGCCCCGGCCGCGGCCGCGGCUGCCGCGCCGCACCACCACCCCCACGCGCACGCUGCGGCGGCGGCCCCGCCCCACCCGCACGCGCACGCGCCGCACCCGCACCACCACAUGCCGCAGCCGCGGUGGGUGGUCAUCCCGUACCCGCCGCCGCACCACCCCAUGGUGGCCGCGCCCCCGCCCCCGCCGCCGCAGUUCGUCAAGCACUUCGCGCCGCCGGCCUCGGUCACCCCGCCGCCGCCGCCGUCGGCUGGAUCCGGCGGGAAUGGGGCCGAGGACAACCGGACGAUCUGGGUCGGCGACCUCCAGUACUGGAUGGACGAGAACUACCUCCACAGCUGCUUCGGCCCCAGCGGCGAGGUGGUGACAAUUAAAGUUAUUCGCAAUAGACACUCGGGGGUCUCCGAGGGUUAUGGUUUUGUAGAGUUCUAUUCUCACGCAUCAGCGGAGAAGGCACUACAAAAUUUUUCUGGUCAUGUAAUGCCUAAUACUGACCGGGCUUUUAAGUUGAACUGGGCAUCAUAUAGUAUGGGAGAAAAACGCUCCGAACUUGCAUCUGAUCACUCGAUAUUUGUUGGAGAUUUGGCUGUUGAUGUUACUGAUGACAUGUUGCUGGAACUUUUUUCUAGCAAAUACCGAUCAGUGAAAGGAGCUAAAGUUAUUAUUGAUGCAAACACGGGCCGUUCUAGAGGCUACGGCUUCGUUAGGUUCGGAGAUGACAAUGACAAAACUCAUGCAAUGACUGAAAUGAAUGGUGUAUACUGUUCCACAAGACCAAUUCGAGUAGGACCAGCGACUCCUAGAAGAUCACAAGGUGAUUCAGGCUCAUCUCCACCGAGGCAAUCAGAUUCUGACUCAACUAACAGGACGGUUUAUGUUGGUGGGCUUGACCCCAACGUUAGUGAAGAGGAGCUGAGGAAAGCAUUUGCAAAAUAUGGUGAUCUUGCCUCUGUCAAAAUUCCUGUUGGCAAGCAAUGUGGGUUCGUUCAGUUUGUAAACAGAGCUGAUGCUGAAGAAGCAUUACAAGGGUUGAAUGGAUCGGCAAUUGGGAAGCAGGCAGUUAGACUUUCCUGGGGCCGCAGCCCAGCCAGCAAGCAGUCUAGGGGUGAUUCUGGGCACCGGCGCAACGGCAACGGCAUGUACUACGGGACACCAUUCUACAGUGGAUAUGGCUACGCCUCGCCGGUUCCCCACCCAAACAUGUAUGCUGCGGCCUACGGAGCCUACCCUUACUACGGCAACCAGCAGCUAGUGAGCUGAUGGGGAGAGCUUCUCCGCUCCAUUUCCUCCCAAUGGAGGAAACAAGGUUUUGGUCCAGUAAGCAUAGUAGCGUACGAUGAGAUAUUAUUAUAGGUGGCCAUAAAAAGUGGGCGAGAGAGACGAGACAGGUAUAUGAUGAUAAUGGUACCUGCAGAUCUGUGCUGCUAGUAGAACCUAAAGGAAGCUUGUAGACAAUAAGACCUAUUCUUUCCCGAGAAAUUUUGACUUGCUAAUAAAACUAAAGCUAUCAGUCGUUGUGAAUGCC